Molecule: messenger RNA, 4606 nt
Organism: Tachysurus fulvidraco (yellow catfish)
Lineage: Eukaryota; Metazoa; Chordata; Actinopteri; Siluriformes; Bagridae
Gene: ciz1a
Product: cdkn1a interacting zinc finger protein 1a
Exons: 16
Coding region: 213-2351 (712 amino acids)
Cellular component (GO): nucleus
Molecular function (GO): zinc ion binding; nucleic acid binding
Source: RefSeq, a predicted model, not a curated record
AAAUAACACAUUUUGGAUAUAAAGUGCACUAGAAAUGCGAUACACUUGUACCCUAAAUAGUGAACGAAUGUAUUGAGUAAGGAGGUAUUUGGAAUAGAACGCGUGGACGCUAGCUAAGCCGAGUCCGUCCAAACACCGGUAUGUUAGCAUAGCAGGAAUCACUACUGAGGUAUUGCAGUAAAGUUGGUCAGCUCAUCACUUCCAACAUCAGGAUGUUUAACCCUCACCAUCACCAGCAGCAGCAGCAGCAGCAGUUUCAUCAGCACCUUCGUCAGCUGCAGCAGCUGUUCCAGCAGCAAACCCCACCGCCGCCUCCUCCACCUCCUCCACCACCACCCCAACCUCCACCAACACAUCACAUCCCCCAUCACCACGGGGGAGGACGGCCUAUGACUGUCCCGGCUCCGGCGCCUCCUUCUGCCCGCAUGGUCAACCUGUGCUCUGCCACCCAGACCAUCAUCGCCCCUAAUCCCAUGCUGCAAGGUGCAUUGCUGAUGCAGCAGAUGCAAGGGGGGAUGCGGAGCUUUGCCAUGGGUGGACAGCAGUUUCAGCAGUUUUUCGCUGCAGGCUCCAGAUCCUCCAUUUUGGGACCGGUUCCACUCGGGGUUGCUAUAAAAACUCCACAUAUGGGAUUUCCUCCACGACACUUCAACCCUCAUGCUCGCUAUUUUAACAACGACUUUCAGUCACGACAGCCGGACAGGAAGAGAGAGAAUGAACACAGACCUGCAAUCGCGCCCGACAGCCAGUCUGGGGCGAGCAGCAGCCGAGAUGAAACCACAUCAGUGGCAGAUGUCAGCGGUCAAUCAUCCACGCAGCAGCCGGAUGAGCCUGCUGCUAAGAAACAGCGAGCUGAAGGGUCAAACGACCCUCUCGAGACCGAAGCAUCUCCGAGUACAGAGUACGAACGCACUGCUGAAGAUCCUGAUACUGCAGACUGCAUACCAGAAGAAGACGGGACUGUAGCCGGGUCCGAGGCAGCCGAGGCACUGGAGCAAAGCCGGGCAGCUGAGCAAGUCGAAGGCCCCGAGUCUUCACUCAAAAAUGCAGAUCAGCAGAGUAGUUCGAACCAGCCGGAGCCCGUGGGUUCGGGGACUGUAUCUGAUGGUAAAGACGACGCAGCCAGGAGCAGUGACGCGGCUAGGGAAGCAGCAGCAGAUGGAGGAGGAGGAGAAACUGCUAACAAAUUCUACUGCUAUAUCUGUAACAUUACCUGCCACAACCAACAAAAUUUCCAGAGCCAUAUGAAUGGACUGGCCCAUCAGCAGAGGAUGAUGGAAAUUCAGCACAUGAGUAACGCCUGCCUCGUCACACUGCUCCCUCGUGUACAGGAGUCUCUACAGGGGCCACGCAAAGACGGGGAGAAAAGACCAGGCUUGCAGAGGUGGUGUCCCACCUGUAAAACCCACUUCACUACGAAUGUCAUGGAUCAUCGUAAAACCAAGGAGCACAAGCUCUGUAGCCGUUCUCAGACUCCCGGCUGUACCGUCUGUAAGCAGCAGUUUAGGACGUCCAGAGAAUUCGUCGAACACAUGCAGUCCACCGAGCACAAGCAGCGCAUGGAGCAGUUGUUAAAAGAGACCGGGAAAGGGAACCUGGACGAACUGGGUUUGGAGGUGUACACAGUGGGCGCUGACGAAGAAGGCAUCGACAGUGAGGAGGAAGAGAAGGUGGAUGAAGAAAACGGACAGCAGGAAGGUCUGCCUGUACAGAUGGAGGUCACAUUGGAAGAUAUGACGGAGGAGGAAGAGUUCGACUCAGACACCGUAUACGGUUCCAACUUUGUCAUCCCCGUGGCCGGGUUCCUGUGCCGACUGUGUAACGAGUUUUAUCACUACGAGGCAUCAGCACGACGCUCGCACUGCAAAACGCUCCAACACUUCGAUAAUCUGAAGAGAUAUAAAGCAUUAAAGAUUCAGGAAGUUUCAGCUUUACAGGCCUCAGAGUCAGUUUGCACCUCAGAGGAUCAUCAAUCCAAGGACACAGAGUCUCCUAGUGGUUCCUCUUUAAGUGACCCUGUCAUCAGCAACAGUAGACUAGUGUCCACUGAAGCAGCUACAGUUCAGGAAAGCAUCACUACUAGUAUCACCACCACAACCACCGCCAGCACCAGCAAAGAGAAUAACAACAACACCGGCAGCGGCAGCGCGCCGCCUUCUCCUCCUAACCAGCAGCCUGUUUCUGGGUCUCCAACCAAGACCAGAGAUACAGAGGAAGACACGGUCACGGAAGAGCCUGAUGCGGACGAGCCCGAGGAGGACGUUCUCAGCCCCGUGCCCGAAGAGAAGACGACCCGAGGGCGCGGAAGAACGCCCGCCAAGAGAAGAGGGAGGGGAGGACGACGACGCUGAGCACUGGGGAAGAUGCAGAGAUGGAGGAAUGAGCUGCUAGAGUUAGAAAGAGUGGGAAAAAUGUAAUUCGAUGUUUAUUACCCAUCUUCUGCUGUUCACUAAAAGUGUGGGAACCCAGGACAGUAGGACAGACCCUGUAGAGAAUAGGUCUUUUUUUCAUUAGUCAUUUUGUAGGUCCUUGUCCCGGAUUUGACAUUUAAACCCCUCAAAAGUUUUAGUAUGUUUUUUGUUUUUUUUUAUUUAAUUUUUUCCUCCCUUUGAGCUUUGUUCAGAAUGUGUACUGACGAAAUAAGGAUCUUGCACAUUUCCAUCUCGUGAGGUUCUUGAUCCCUCAGAAGCUUGUAGUGACUUAGAAUGUAGCAACGUUUUACUUUAACAAGCAUUUUUAUCAUGGUUCUGUAAAGCAUAAAAAAAAAAAAAACAAUUACGGUACAUUUAUUUUGAACGGGAACACGUGUUUAGAGACGAUCCGCGGAAUAACGUGCAACCGAGCUGCGAAUCAAACGAACAUCAAGUUUUAAAGGUAAACAUGAUCACAGUUCCUAACUUGUUUAUUUUGGGGUUUUUUUUUUAGCUUCAGGCUAAAUUCAGGUAAAUCCUGUUCAGAAACCUGUGAUGUGCUUUUGGAUAAAUGGUCUUUCAUUGUAGGCAGGAUGUAUAGACACGCCUCAGAUGCUGUGUCUUCUAGAGAAACGGAAGCGUGCGUGUGGUGUACACAUUAAAGCCUUCAUACGUUGGAUUCGAUUGAUGACAAAAAAAAACUCAAAUCGGUCUAAAUGCAUAACGUCUGCCGGUCACCUGCGGAGAAGGUGAUGUUUUACGACCCGAGCUUGGAGAGAAGAAACCGAGCUCUUACAGGUUUGCGCAAAAAGCCUUCAAGAGCUUGCUAUUCCAACGAGCAACAAGGAAAGUGUUACUUCACGAGCGUUCGCCGCUGUCUUUAGCCUAGAAUCCGGGAGCAUCUUCUUGAACAUCAUCUUAGUGUCCUAGUGUCAGUGGAGUUGUCGUUCUUAAUGUUGUUAGCUUAGCUGGACGUACCACCAUGCCGUUUGUUUUUCAUGCUCCUAUCACUAGGCGAGGCUAAUCGGUCAGAUUUUUUUUUUGUUGUUUCUGUCUCAGUAAUUCACACUUUUUUUUUCACUCGGUUUAAUUUUACAGCUAUGGUAUGCGGUCCAAAACAAUGACAGGAUCUGGUCCACCCUAUAGAUCGACGUUUGGUGGAAAUGAAAAAGACACAGCUAUCCUUGUGGGUUUAAAAGCAUCUCCAAACAUCUACUUUAGUCUGCUAGGCCGUGUUGGUAUACAUCUCUCCAAAUCCUGUGCUUACGCUUUCUUUUUUAAAAAUGUGAGCAAGUGCAGAAUAACUAUUAAUAACUAACUUGGAUUCAUUUAUUCAUAAAUCCUGUAUAGAGAAACACUGAAGAAGAGCUGCUUUAUACAAAUUUGUUGUUGUUGCUGGUUUUUUUUUUUUUUUUUGGUGAGGAUCUUUUCCCUCCCUCAGUGGCAUUAGUUGUGUGAUUGUAAUACUUUUUUUUCCUGUGUGGUGUUUUUUUUUUGUUUUGUUUUGUUUUUACAUAUUUUUCCCCUCCCAUUUGCAUCUCCACACACUGUCAAAAUACACUGGAAAAAACCCUAAACCCGCAUGUUUUGUGUGUUUAACCCGGCAAGUAAAAGUCGUGAUAUUUGGCUGUUGCGCCGCAAUACACUUGGUAACUCUGGGACAGUAACCGCUGCGCUUUAGAUAGAGAUAAAUAUACAAUCCCAAGUGGAUUUAUCAUCUCAUUUCCCCAAAUGAUACUCAGAUAAAUUUGUCUUGGAGUCACGAACGUGAUCCCCUGCACAGGCUUUGUUUAGAAAGCGUUCACACUUCCAGUGUCAUUGGACUUGUGUGAUUUCUUUUCAUUAAUAAGUGGAUUUGCUAGCAAUAGUGGGAAUGUUUGGUCUUUGAGAAUUGUUUCUUCAGUGAGAUAUUAAGUGAUUUGAUUUGAAUUGAAGUGAUAUGUUUUAGUGACCAAGAUGUCCAGAAAGAUCUGAAGCCAUAUCCAGAUCAAGCACAGGUCUAGAUCUGCCCUCAUACUGUCCAGGAAUUCUAUUAUUAACAAAUCUGCUCGAGAGAGUUGAGAUGAUCGUUUCUUCAGGAUUUGAAAGCCGUAAACACUCAACACAGUUCCUCUUUGAGGUGUACAUUUUAAGCUGAUUAAUCCUUCUUGAAAAAAAAAUUUUUUUUAAUGAAUGGCAGACACGAGUUAGCCACA